UGUCAGUGCAGAUAAUAGACAGAGAUAGAGAAACAGUCCCAAACACCCUCUCUAUCUCUCUCUAUAACACACACAUAGAUAUACAUACGGACACCUUUUUUUGUGUGUGUGUAUAUAUAUCGGUAGAUGGAUCUACAUGGAGAAACAAUCUACGAAGAAUCCGAUACGCUUUUUCAGAAAAAUCGGUGUUGUUGUUCCUUCCCGUGGAAAAUUCGAACGCCGGACAUUGGAAACACCUCCCUGUGGAUCCGUGGAGUCAACGCACUGAAGAAGAUUCGCGAGUGGUCGGAACUCGUAGCUGGUCCGAGAUGGAAGACUUUCAUCCGGCGGUUCAACCGAAACCGGAGCGGCCAUAACAGGCAUGUGAAUUACCAAUACGAUCCAUUGAGUUACGCGAUGAAUUUCGACGAGGGGCCGGGGCAGAGUGGUAAUUUCGAGGAAGAGGAUGGGUAUUAUUAUAUGUCAAGGAAUUUCUCGUCCAGGUACGCCGCCUUCCCGGCGUCAUCUAAAACUUCUAUGGACCUCGGCAAGGAUGCGACGCCCUCCUCCGUAUAACGUGCGCCAGCGGUGCGAAGUGUGAGAGGUGAAGCUUAGCGGUCGAUCAAUUAUUGUUAAUUACAGCUCAUCGUUUUAUGCUACUAUGUGUUAAUUUUAUUUUUAUUUUUAUUUUUUGGUUUGAUUUUAUUUAUAUAUAUAUUUUUGAAAUUUUCACUUUUGGUUAGCUUGUGUUUGUACUGGGGAUUGCGUGUAAGUUUUCGAAUUUUUAAUUUAUUAUUGCGUGUUGGAUUUCAUAACCCUGUAAUGUAACCCGCACGGCCGCAAGGCGUCUUUUUAUUUGUUAAUAAAAAGUUAUA
This is a messenger RNA of Olea europaea var. sylvestris, 854 nucleotides long. RefSeq lists its product as uncharacterized. The transcript has a single exon. Lineage: Eukaryota; Viridiplantae; Streptophyta; Magnoliopsida; Lamiales; Oleaceae. Bases 127 to 555 code for a protein of 142 amino acids. The record is from RefSeq and is a predicted model, not a curated record.